Messenger RNA from Paramecium sonneborni, 1338 nucleotides. The record is from the annotation of a GenBank genome assembly. Lineage: Eukaryota; Ciliophora; Oligohymenophorea; Peniculida; Parameciidae.
AUGUAAGUUCCUUGUCCAAAACAUGAAGGCUCAUAUCUAAUAUUUAUUCUACUGAAGGAAAAUUAAAUUGAAUUCAUUUGUGAUCAAUGUCAAACAAAUAUUUAAGACAAGAAUAAAUUUUUUGACUUUUAAAAACUAAUAAAUAUUAACAAAGUAAUAGAAAUCCUUAAUUAUUUUAGGCAAUAAAAUAACCAGAAUAUUUGGUUUCAAAAAUUAUUAAUUCUGAAAAAUUAAGAGAGCUCUUUUAAGAAUUAUAAUAAUUUGAUGAGAACAAUUUAAAUUAAUAAUUAAAGGAUAUAGAAAACAUCAUCGAAAAUUUUUAAAUCUAACUCUCAAAUGUACUCAAAGAAUUAUAAGUUUAUACAAAGAAAUAUAUGGAACUUAGAUAAUAAAUAAAAUAAAGAUUAGCAUAGGUAAUAAGUAUUUUGUUAUUAGAUAAUCGAAUUUGAAAAAUUUAAAUAAUAUCUUACUAGCUUAAAUGAAUAAGAGAAAAAAAUUCAGCCUUAAGACAUUAGUGAAAGUGAAAAAAAUAUCUAGAUUUAUUUUGAGAAUCUUUCUAAAAAAAAUUAUCUCAAUAUCAAUAAUGAAAUUUAUAAUUUUCUAGAAUGUAAGAAUUAGUCGAUAAAUCAAACAAAACUGGAUUAUCCAUAAUUGAAAAAUUUAUAGUAAUAAUACUAAUAAUUAUAAAUAUUACAUUCUUAAUUUAAUAGCAAAAUAACUCCCAAAUUUCCUGGAAUAAUUUAAAAUACUUAAUUAAUUACAAAAGAAUUUCAAGCAAAACUUAUUGAUACAAUUGUUUAGAACACAAAAAGAUCAAUAAAUAAGAUUAGUUUAAUUUAUUAAGGAUAAAAAAGUGAUUUAAAUGCUGAAUCAUUUUGGAAUUAAGUGGAUGGGAAAAACAACUUAUUGAUGGUUUUCUAAUCAUAAAAUGAGGUUGUAUUUGGAGGAUAUACUCCAUGUUAUUGGAUUAAAAGUAAAAAAGGAGAAUAUAUUAAUGAUGAAACAUUAACAUCAUUUUUAUUUUCACAGACGAACAAUAAAAUCUAUCCUAUCAAAUAGGAAGGUAAAUCAUAUGCAAUAUAUUGUAAUAAUCAAUAAGGACCUGUUUUUGGAGGAUAAUCAUUAUUGAGAGGAUCUAUAUUCAGUUAUUUUUCAAAUACCAGUGACAUGAUGAUUUCAUCUGACUUUUAAAAUGGUAGCUCAACAAUAGGAAUUGCUUAUAAAAAUGAUUGCUCUCAAAGUAAAACUGAUUCUGAAACUCUUUUGUUUGGGUAAUAAACACCAAGAAUCAUCAUGUAUGAAAUAUUCUAAGUGACAUUUAUUUGAAUUAUAAUUCCC